Messenger RNA from Carya illinoinensis, 1287 nucleotides. Its product is annotated as EPIDERMAL PATTERNING FACTOR-like protein 6. Bases 658 to 1038 code for a protein of 126 amino acids. NCBI's taxonomy places the organism in Eukaryota, Viridiplantae, Streptophyta, Magnoliopsida, Fagales, Juglandaceae. Gene Ontology annotation, biological process: guard cell differentiation; stomatal complex development. The record is from RefSeq and is a predicted model, not a curated record. The transcript has 3 exons.
AAUGUCUCAGACAGUGAUGCUCUUUCCAAGUAUGUACUGUGUACAAAUAGGACUCUGCAAUGGAUUUUUUCUACCUUUUAUAGCAAUGAAAAUGUCAGACAUAGAAAGAUACCAUAAAAAAUAAAAGGAAAACGGGAUGGGGGCCUUCUGCAGUCUAUGCAGCUAUUCUUCUGAUUGCAGUGAGUAUGCAUGCAGGCUUGCAGGACUUUUAGCACAGACCCCAAGAAAGCAGCUGUUAUUCUGGGGUACUAGACUGCCUCAUAUGGUACUGAGAUUGAUUUCUACGAGCGAGAAGGAAAGAGCUUGAUAGGGGUUGGCUUGUGUUGAUAGAUAAGAAAUCAAACAGAACAAGGAAGUAAGACAGAGAGACGUAGCAGCGUCUUUAACUAAUUGACAAGAAACGAAGAUCAUUUGCUUGUGAAGCAAAAUCUCUCCACCAACACAAGAUAGUAGGAGAAAUCCAAGAAAAGAGAUCGGCAUCUGGCUUUUGCUUUUAGGGAAAUGGAAAUUAGUUUGGCUGGCUUUUCUCGCCUUCUUAUAUCCCGGCAAUCAUGCAUUUCUAAAGUGGAUUGAUCACGAAAUCUCUCUCUCUCUCUCUCUCUCUCUCUCUCUCUCUCUCUCUAAUUGCCAAUCGGCAUCAUCACUUGAGCUUUGAAGAUGAAGGGAAGAAUUUGUUGUUUUAUGAUAGCUCUGCAGAUGGUGAGUUGGGCAUCUGCAACAAGCAGGACUUAUCCAUCAAAUUAUAGCGUUGGUGCUCAUCAACCAGACCAGAACUCAGAGUCUUCAACCGUUACCUUGAAGGCAGAAGAGGGUUUCAAAAGCGAGAAAGCGAAGAUAAAUGAAGAAGUAAUGUACAAAGGGGCUAGCAAAAUAGGGUCAAUUCCACCGAGCUGCGAGCACAAGUGUCGUGGAUGUAUUCCUUGUGAUGCCAUUCAAGUACCCACCACAACCAGACACAGCAAUGUGGGCAUCCAGUAUGCAAACUAUGAGCCUGAGGGCUGGAAAUGCAAAUGUGGUCCCUUCUUUUACAGCCCAUGAAAUCCUCCAUGAGGAAGAAUUCCAUUAACAUUAACAUGUAAUGUCAUUGUACAAAAGUUAUUUCUAGAUUAGCUCAAGAGAAUCUUCGCCUGAACAAAGAUUAAAGUAGAAGAGCAAGAAAAGUUUUGAUAAAGAAAAUGGGUUUUGCUGAAGUAUCGGAGAAUGUGAAUUUUUUAGCAUUACAUUUGAGUGGAUGGUAAUGCUUUGCUGGAGAAAUGUAAUUGCGGCUUUCUUGAAAUGCCAUAUGUU